Molecule: messenger RNA, 1534 nt
Organism: Dendrobium catenatum
Lineage: Eukaryota; Viridiplantae; Streptophyta; Magnoliopsida; Asparagales; Orchidaceae
Product: galactinol synthase 2-like
Exons: 3
Coding region: 123-1154 (343 amino acids)
Molecular function (GO): glycosyltransferase activity
Source: RefSeq, a predicted model, not a curated record
CGAUAUCGAUUUCUGAAGGAUCUCUUCUAUUUUCGGAUAUUUUCCUCUAAAACCUCUCUCGCUCUCUCUUUUCCCCAUUUCUUUCGCCGAGGGUUUCGUUCUUUGAUUCGAGAAGAUAAAGAAUGGCGCCGGAAACUACCAGACGUGCUGCUGCCAUUGCCGGAUUCGCGAAGCCUAAUGCGAUCCAGCGAGGGGCUUUCGUGACUUUCCUUGCAGGAGACGGUGACUAUGUUAAGGGUGUGGUGGGGCUUGCGAAGGGUCUGAGAAAGGUAAGAUCGGCUUACCCACUGAUAGUGGCGGUGCUGACCAAUGUCCCGGCGAGCCACCGCCGGGAGCUGGAGUUGCAGGGCUGCCUCAUUCGUGAGAUCGAGCCUGUCUACCCGCCCGAGAACCAGACCAAGUUCGCCAUGCCUUACUACGUCAUUAACUACUCUAAACUUCGAAUCUGGGAUUUUGUGGAGUACAGGAAGAUGGUUUAUCUCGAUGCGGACAUCCAAGUGUACGACAAUAUCGACCAUCUCUUCGAUUUACCGGACGGCCACUUCUACGCGGUGCUGGAUUGCUUCUGCGAGAAGACCUGGAGUCACUCGAAGCAGUACGAGAUAGGCUAUUGCCAGCAAUGCCCCGAUCGCCGGCCAUGGCCUGUUGCUGAACUCGGACCUCCUCCGUCUCUGUAUUUCAACGCCGGCAUGUUCGUUUUUGAGCCCAGCAUCUCCACUGGCAAAUCUCUUCUUUCCACUCUUGAAAUCACUACCCCAACCUUGUUCGCCGAACAGGAUUUCCUGAACAUGUACUUUAGGGAUAUCUAUAAACCAAUUCCACUGGAUUAUAAUCUAGUAAUGGCUAUGUUAUGGAGGCAUCCUGGAAAGGUGGAUCUAGAGAAGGUAAAGGUAGUUCACUACUGUGCUGCAGGUUCGAAGCCAUGGAAGUUUACAGGAAAGGAGGAGAAUAUGGAUCGGGAGGACAUACGGAUGCUUGUGAAGAAAUGGUGGGAUGUCUACAACGACAAGAGCCUCGAUUUGCCCCGGCGGAAGCUGACUGGACCUAGGGAGGUUGGGUCGCCAGCAGCGUCCGGCGGCGUCAAGAAGCCGCUAAUGUCCGCGCUGUCGAAGGCCGGGAUUGGACGAUUCGUGAAGGCUCCCUCGGCUGCAUGAGCGGCACGCGCUGCGCACGUGCGCAGUGCUGGUGAGCGACUGAUCGAGUGGCGGUUGGUAUUUGAAGGGACCGCCCUUGAUUCUUCCGAAGUCGCAUUCGGUCUCUUUUUAUUUUUAUUUUUAUAGCUGUUAAUAUAAAGUUAAAACAUGUUUAAGGUGUUAAAAACUUGCUAAACAGUAUAUUGUUUUAGUACUCUGUGUUUUAACUGUAUAUACUAACAGUAUAUUGGCAUAGUUUGUCCAAUUUGUGUUUUAACAGUGUAUGCUAGCAGUGUAUUGGCAUAAUGGUAUAGGUCAAGUUUGUGUGUUAACAUUAUAUUGAAAUAAUUGUCAAGUUUAUGUGUAUUUUUGUUAAAUAUAUGAAGAAAGUUGUGUAUAAA